Molecule: messenger RNA, 933 nt
Organism: Paramecium sonneborni
Lineage: Eukaryota; Ciliophora; Oligohymenophorea; Peniculida; Parameciidae
Source: the annotation of a GenBank genome assembly
AUGCACUUAAUGUGGACCCUAUAUUAGCUAUAUAAAAAUAGAUGUGAAAGUUCAUGUCCUAUAUACUCAUCUAGGUGUGUUAAUUAUGAAGACAUCAUUCCAUGUAGAAUUAUAGCUAUAUUUUAGAUUCAAGCUAUGUUGCAAAAGGGUUUUACGAUUUGAAUGUGAAAAUUGAGAAUAUAAAUUUCUUUUACGAUACAUAUCCAUCCAGCAAUUAUGUAACAGGUUAAAAUUUUCCAGUAUUAAGAGAGUUUAUUAGUUUGGAAUGCUGGAUCAUAUUAAGUCAUGGGCAAUCUAACAACCUCAUUAUAAAGUAUCACUCUAUUUUAAUUUUAGAAAUGGGCAAAGUUAUAGUGGAGCAUUUUCUUAUAAAAUAGGUUUUGUAAGUAGCUCAUUUUAAGGAUCAUUUGUUAAUCUGGAGGAAGAUCAAAUUAAAUUAGUCAUAAUUAUAUAGAAAAUACUCGUUUUUAUUUUUUUACACUUGAAAAAUUUUCAUGAUAAUAAAUUAAAGUAAGAAUUCAAACGUCAAGCCACUAUAUUAAUUUGCUAGAUGGAUUUCUUGCAAUAUCAGAGUAUUUUGUUGGUUUUCAUUAUGUUAAUUUAAUCAAUAUUUUCUAGUGUCCUCCUUUUUGUCAAAGUUGCUCUAGUUUAAGUGCAUUUAAUAUUUGGUAGUAGGUUAUAAAAGUUCAAAUUGUAGAACUAAUUAAUUUCUAUUAUUUGAUGAAUAAACAUAAACUUAUAGUUGCAAAUUUUGUGAUCAAUCUGGAUGCAAUAAAUGUGUGAGUGUAGAAGAUUGUAUUGAGUGUACAUAUACAUUUUGAUAAGGAAAUAUUUGUGGUUAAUGAAAUAGAUAUUGUGAAAAUUGCUUUAAGACUUCUAAAUUUGGUAGUCUUUCUUGUGUUCAAUAAUUUCAUAGAGGCAUCUAAAGAUAUA